AUGUGGGCAAAGAGGAACAAAGGCCGCGGUGACCACGGCGUCGGCGGCCCUUCUAUCGACCGUUCUGUGCUGGAGACGUCCUCGCAAGUUUCACUUGCGCUCAAGAACGUCUCCAAAGACCUGCCAGCCUUGCCAAGUGAAACCCCUGAAACUUCUCCUGAAGCUGGCCCUGCGCCCCUCGCCUCCCAGAUUCACGCCUACCAGGACUAUUCUCAGUAUGCCGAAGACGAUCCAGGCAUUUCCCCUCCCGACUCGCCCGUCGACGUGACUGGAACACGCCCGUACUCGAGUCAUGAUGUUUCCCCAAUUGAAAAUGACGUCGGCCACUUUUUCCCCGCCAAGAAGCCGAGUCAGAUCCCUGUGCCUCGCAGAUACAGCCAGGGCAACACGCUCGAUGAGAGUGGUCGUGAAUCACCGGCCGAGCUGAAACCAAUCAUAUACAAGGAAAGCACCCAGCAAGUAACCGUCGGUAGCCCUGCUCUGCCCCAUUCGGUCAAGCCAAAGUCGAAACAACACCAGCAUGCGGCAAGCCUGCUUCAGUCGGGAAGAGAGAAGCUCCAGAUCUUUUCCAAGACGUGGGAUCAGAAACAGCAACCCGGUCAGCAACCCGGUCAGCGGCCGCGUGAACAAUGGAAGGGAGCUAGUGGACGUACUCCUUUGAUGGGCCCCAUCGAAACAAAUAAGAAAGCCCCGUCUCGUUCUAACUCGCCCCAUGUGGGCCAUGAUUUUGUCGAUUACGGUCCAAACACAUACACAGUAACUACCAUCACUGCAGGCAACUCCUCAGAUGAGAAGCCUCGCAAGAAAUCACGCCACCCGAAAACAAAACGCCAAUCUCGGGAUCUCUUCUCAAGCAAAUCAAGUCUCGCUCUGCCUAUUAGCGGUGAGGGAUCCGAUACUCCUGAUAAAGUCAAAGAAGACGGUGUUCAGACUCCUACAGUCGACAAGCUGACACCCCUCGAAAAUACAACCGACUUUUCGACUGUGUUUCAGAAGCUGGAUCUCAUCAAUGAGCCGCAGAGUCGUUUUAGUGCUUCAACCUAUGACCCAACCGAACUUGCCACUACUCCUCCAGGCAGUGCUGGUUCUGACAGUCCGCCUGGAGCAAAUCUUCCUCCAUCGCCCAUCAUGACAAGGCGCCGACCGGUCCCCGGCUAUGCAACUUCAAUCAAGAGCACCAAGAGAAAGCCAGUCGGAGCAGAUACGCCACCUCCUGACAUCGAUCUCAAGGAUUUGUCGCCCCAAGACCGCGCGCAAUACCGUAUAAGCAGCUUACGGACCCGAAGCAGCGAGCUUUCAAAACGCAAGACAAGUGUCAAGACCAUGCUGCAUGAACUAACCCAGGUGAUCCAGCCGAGCUCGAUUGCGUACGACAUGGCCACCCGUGACGAAGUGAAAAAGUCUGUCACGUCGCUAAACAACGAGCUUGCCGAGAUCACCAAGGAAGAGCAUGACCUAGGCGUAAAGCUGAGCCGUGCUUAUAGAAAGCUCGACAGUGCGGACUUUUACGAGCACAGCAGUUUGUGGGUGAAGAGCAUCGAUCGGUAA
This is a messenger RNA of Talaromyces rugulosus, 1548 nucleotides long. RefSeq lists its product as uncharacterized. The record is from RefSeq and is a predicted model, not a curated record. The transcript is spliced from 2 exons. The coding region runs from base 1 to 1548 and encodes 515 amino acids. NCBI's taxonomy places the organism in Eukaryota, Fungi, Ascomycota, Eurotiomycetes, Eurotiales, Trichocomaceae.